This is a messenger RNA of Pleurotus ostreatus (oyster mushroom), 951 nucleotides long. RefSeq lists its product as uncharacterized. Gene Ontology annotation, molecular function: metal ion binding; mRNA binding. The record is from RefSeq and is a predicted model, not a curated record. The transcript is spliced from 3 exons. Lineage: Eukaryota; Fungi; Basidiomycota; Agaricomycetes; Agaricales; Pleurotaceae. Bases 1 to 951 code for a protein of 316 amino acids.
AUGUCUUCGAUCAGAACGACUACUGCGCGCGGACCCGCUGGACGCAUCAUCCCCAUCAAUUGCCGACAAUUUCUUCGAGGCCAUUGUACCUAUGGUGAAACCUGCAAGUUUUUACAUCCUUCGGAUAGCCGCGUAAGCGAGACGUCGAGGACGCCUUCCAACGAAGGGAAAGUGGCUCGCGAUCGUUUACUCCAGCAGCCGAACCUGGGUACCGAUCUUGUGUAUGAGCCGAUUGCAUGGGUGACGGUCCCCUGUCGCUUCUUUAUCAGCCGAGGUGGCUGGUGCCCGCUUGCUGGCCAAUGCCACUUUAUACAUGACCUUAGCCUUCCAGCAGAAGAUGUUCGUGUGUCAAGCCGCAGCUCUGUGGUCAGCUUCGCCGUCGAUAGGGCUCGGGCUCAUUGUUGGGCGUAUGUGCGAGGGAACUGCCACGACCCCAACUGCCCGCAUCUACAUCCCAGAGAUAUCCAAGCUUAUAUGAAAUAUACUCCGUGCGCAUGGUGGCCUGCCUGCCAGGAUGCCUCACGCUGUCCCUUCAAGCACCCCAAGCCCAUGAGUCGGAGUGGGUGUUCUCUUGGCCCUGAGCUCACGGGGAUGAGCUUGGCCUCAGUUACUGGUGCUAGACAGCAAGGAAGGCGUCCGCCAGGCUCAGUCCUCACCUCGGACUUGGACCACUAUAUUGGUGGCCGCGUGGUUUCUCCCCUACCGGCCGAAGAUAGUCCUUUCGACUAUUAUGAUUCAGCUGUCGCGGCGUCUAUAUUUCGCCAUCCAGAUAUCCUGGAUGAAAACAUGAGGCCGUCGCCCAAUGUCUUCAAAGAGUCUCAUCAUCCACUCGCUCCCUUUUCUCUCCACGAGAGUAUCAAAGAAACGAAGGCAAGAAGAUUUAGCGUCGCAGUGACGAGCCUCGGCGAUCACCAUCAUCAUCGUGACGGUUCUCAUAGUCUUGCGGGAUAA